GAACCUGUUCAGGAUGUGGGGGCUUCACCAUCUACCCCUGGAACUGGAAAAUCCAAGCUGGAAACAUUGCCCAAGGAAGAUCUCAUCAAGUUUGCCAAGAAGCAGAUGAUGCUAAUACAGAAAACUAAAUCAAGGUGUACAGAAUUGGAGAAAGAAAUUGAAGAACUGAAAUCAAAACCUGUUGCUGGAGGAACUGAUGAUAUUAUAAAGGCAUUGACUGAACGUCUGGAUGGUGUUCUUCUGGAAAAGGCAGAGACUGAGCAACACUGUCUUGCUCUGAAGAAAGAAAAUACUAAAAUCAAGGAAGAGGCUAAGGAUUCUGUAACUAAGAUAGAAGAUCUGCAAUGUGAGUUUGAGCAGUCACAUAGAAACUACGUGAAAGAAAUUGAAAUUCUGAAAAAUGAAUUAAUAGCAGUGCAUUCUAAACACAGUGAAGAUAAAGAUAGCUUGCAGAAGGAACUUGAAGAAGCAAUCAAAAAGCAGUUAGAGCUUUCAGAACAAGUUAAAGUUCAGAAUGAGUCAGAAAAUAAUGUUAAAAAACUACAAGAUGAUAUCCAUAAAAUCAGAGCAGCCUUCGAAGAGCAAAUUGUGUGCCUGCAAAAGCAAUUGGAGGCUGCCACUGAGGAGAAGAAUCAAGAAAUUAAUAAGCUCCAGAAAGUCAUUAUUGACGCUAAUUCUCAGGGUUACCAAAGAGAUGUUAGUAGUUUGCAAGAACAACUUUUGCAGUUGAAAGGUACAUACCAAGAAGACGUGAAAGACUUGAUGCAUCACAUGGACGUCUCUGCUAAAGAACAUGAAGCAGGAGUCAAUAAGUUAAAUCAGCUAACGGAGAACUUAGCCCAACAGUAUGAGCCGGGUGAAAAGAACAUGCCGGAGAAUUAUCAAGGGGAAUUAGAAGACCUGAGUAAAGCCUCAAAUGCAAAUCAAGAAAAUCCGAUGUGUUCUGUGCUCUUGCAAGACGAUGCUAUUGUAGAACCACUGGUGAAUGAAAAAAUCAAACACUUAGAAGCUGCCUUAAAGGAACUGGAAUCUCAACAUAGUAUUUUGAAAGAUGAGGUCACUUACAUGAAUAACCUUAAAGUCAAACUUGAAAUGGAUGCCCAGCACAUAAAGGAUGAGUUUUUCCAUGAACGUGAAGACUUAGAAUUUAAAAUCAAUGAAUUGUUACUAGCUAAAGAAGAACAGAUCUUGCUAAUUGAAACAUUAAAAUCUCAGCUAGACGAUGCAAACAAACAAUUUUGUUGUAUUGUGGAACAACAUAACAAAGAAAUGCAGAGUAUUAAUGGACAGCAUCAACAAGAAAUAGCAGAACUAACUGAGACAUUUCUGUCCGGUUCAGAAAAGGAGAAAUUAACAUUAAUGUUUGAAAUACAGGGUCUGAAGGAACAAUGUGAAAAUCUACAGCAAGAAAAGCAAGACGCAAUCUUAAAUUAUGAGAGCUUGAGGGAGAUUAUGGAAAUUUUACAGACAGAACUUGGGGAGUCUGCUGGGAAAAUAAGUCAAGAGUUUGAAUCAAUGAAGCAGCAGCAAGCUUCUGAUGUUCAUGAGCUGCAACAGAAACUCAGAGCUGCUUUUAAUGACAAAGAUGCUCUUCUUGAAACUGUCAGUCGUCUCCAAGGAGAAAAGGAACAGUUAUUGUCUCAACAAGAAUUAGUACCAGAACUUGAAAACACCAUAAAGAGCCUCCAAGAAAAGAUUGAAGAGCACUUAAUUAGUCUCAGUCAGAAAGACACCAGACUACAAGAUUUAGAAGCGAAGAUAACUUGUCUGACUGAGGAAAACGAUGGUUUCAGAAGUGAGUUGAAAACUGCUCAUGAAGGGAUGGACAAUCUCCAUGAGAAACAGGAACAGGAGGAAGGAUUGAUUGCAGAACUUAGGGAGAAAGUGGAGCAAAUGGCCCAGAACAACAGUGAACUAAAACAAAAGAUAAAUGAAUUAACAAAAGAACUAGAAGAGGCUGUAAAAGAAAAGGGCCAAAAUGACGAAAGACUCGAAAUACUUUCGAGUCAAAUUAAAAGUCUCCAUCAAGACCAGGAAGUGUUGUCAUCUGAAGUCAAGUCACUUUAUGAGGAAAAUAAUCGACUAAAUUCAGAAAAGAGCCAAUUGAGCAACAAUUUGGAAAGUCUUCUGGCUCAGAAAGAAGGGGAUGUUAAUCUUAAAGAACAGAUGACUGAGCUGGAAAAGAAACUACAGUCAACAGCAGAAGAGCUAGGUAAUGUAAGUGCACUGUUUGAAAAUGAGCAACUUCAGAAAUUAUCUCUCAGAACUCAGAUGUAUGGUUUUCUUGAACUGUUGGGGUCAAAAGUCUCAGAAGAAAAUGAAGAGCAAGAUACUGUAAAUGUCCUCCAAGCUUUAGGUGAAUCCUUAGCAAAACUGAAUGAGGAGAAGCACACCCUAGUUUCUCAGUACGAUGAAAGGAUAUUGAAGUUAGAAAAGGAGAUUAAGCACACUGAAGAAGAGCACACAGUUCAGCGUGAGGCACUUCAGGCUUUACUGGAAGACUAUGAGCAAGAGAAAGUACUCCUGAGGAAAGAAUUACAAGAAACCCUGUCAGACAAAGAGGCCCUACAACUUGAUCUUCUAGAAAUGAAGACUGCCAAUGAAAAAACAAGGCUUGAAAACCAAGAUCUUUUCAUACAAAUUGAGGAAGCAUCUCAAAAACUUUUAUGUAGCAAAAAUGUAACUCAUGAUGAAAAAGAAGACUCUCUAAAGGAACAUGAAAACCUGAGACCGUUACUAGAACAAAAAGAAUCGGAAUUACAAGAUCUAAGAGCACAAUUGGCAUUACUGAAGGAUUCCUUAGAGAAUUCAUCUUCUAUAACAAAUGAUCAAACCUCUUCAGUAAAAGAGCUGGAAGAAAAAAUAGAAACUCUGGAGAAAGAAUCCAAAGAAAAAGAGGAGAAAAUAAAUAAAAUAAAGCUGGUUGCUGUGAAGACAAAGAAAGAACUUGAAUCAAACCGGAAAGAGGCCCAGACUCUGAGGGACGAGCUGGAUGCUGUCCGGUCAGAGAGGGACCGCUUGUCGACUUCCAUGCGAGACCUCAUUCAAGGAGCCGAAAGCUACAAGAAUCUUUUAUUAGAAUAUGAUAAGCAGUCAGAGCAGUUGGAUGUGGAAAAAGACCGGGCCAGUAAUUUUGAGCGUCAGAUAGAAGACCUUACAAAACAGUUAAGGAAUUCAACUGCCCAGUGUGAAAAAUUAAAUUCUGAUCAUGAAGAUCUCCAGGCUCGGAUUGCAACACUACAGUCUAAUGCCAAGUUACUAGAAGUACAGAUUGUAGACGUUCAGAGAGCCAAAACUACAGUAGACAAAGAGUUAGAAGCUGAAAAACUGGAGCGAGAACAGAAAAUGAAGGAACAUGCCAGUACCCUAAAUGAACUUGAAGAACUUCAGCUACAACUUCAAAAGGAAAAAAAACAGCUUCAGAAAACCUUGCAAGAGUUAGAGCUGGUUAGAAAGGAUGCCCAGCAAACCACAUUGAUGAAUAUGGAAAUAGCUGACUACGAACGUUUGGUGAAAGAACUGAAUCAAAAGUUAACUAAUAAGAGUAGCAAAAUUGAAGAUUUGGAGCAAGAAAUACAAAUUCAGAAACAGAAACAAGAGACCCUACAAGAAGAAAUGACUUCUCUGCAGUCCUCAGUGCAGCGAUAUGAAGAAAACAACACCAAGAUCAAGCAGUUGCUCGUGAAAACUAAAAAGGAACUGACGGAUUCAAAGCAGGCAGAAACCAGUCACUUAGUACUUCAAGAAUCUCUGAAGAGUGAGUUAGAGGCAAGCCAACAAGAAGUUGAAGUAUAUAAAAUUCAGCUGGCGGAAGUCACAUCGGAGAAGCACAAACUUCAUGAGCACUUGAAGAGCUCCGCGGAGCAGCACCAGCGCGCACUGACUGCUUACCAGCAGAAAGUCACCACCCUGCAAGAGGAGUGCCAGACCGCCAAGGCGGAACAAGCGGCAAUAGCGUCUGAUUUUGAAAGCUAUAAAGUCCGAGUUCAUAAUGUUCUAAAACAACAGAAAAGUAAAUCGGUGUCUCAGGCUGAAACCGAGGGAGCUAAACAAGAAAGGGAACACCUGGAAAUGCUGAUUGACCAAUUAAAAAUCAAAUUACAAGACACUCAGAGUAAUUUACAGAUGAGUACGUGUGAACUUCAGGCGCUGCAGGGGGAACAUGACACUUUGCUGGAAAGACACAACAAGACGCUGCAGGAAACCGUGUCCAAAGAGGCAGAGCUCCGGGAAAGGUUGUGUUCAAUACAAUCCGAAAACAUGACCAUGAAGUCUGAACAUGCGGAGACCGUGAGUCAGCUGACGUCGCAGAAUGAGGCCCUUCGCCUGGGUUUCCGUGAGCAGAUGCGGCAGGUGCAGGAGGAGCACCGCAAGACGACGGAGACGUUGCAGCAGCAACUCGCCAAGGUGGAGGUGCAGCUCUUCCAGCUCAAGAGUGAGCCCACCACCAGAAGCCCAGCCUCUUCACACCAAUCUUUGAAGAACCUUCGAGAAAGAAGAAACACAGAGCUCCCCCUUGUGGACAUGCACGCCGUCACCAGAGAAGAGGGGGAAGGGAUGGAGACGGCAGACACUGAGUCUGGGUCCUCUGCCAGCACCCACACCCCGUCUUUAGAGCAGCUGCUUACUUCCCCUGAAGCUAAACUUGAGCCUCCUUUAUGGCAUGAUGAAUUUACCAAAGAAGAAUUGGUUCAGAAACUCAAUUCCACCACGAAAAGUGCUGAUCACUUAAAUGGCCUGCUUCGGGAAACAGAAGCUACCAAUGCAAUCCUGAUGGAGCAAAUUAAGCUUCUCAAAAGUGAAAUAAGAAGGUUGGAGAGGAAUCAAGAACGAGAGAAGUCUGUCGCUAACCUGGAAUACUUGAAGAACGUCUUACUGCAAUUCAUCUUUCUCAAACCAGGAAGUGAGCGGGAGAGGCUGCUUCCGGUUAUAGACACAAUGUUGCAGCUCAGCCCGGAAGAAAAGGGAAAACUGGCCGUGAUUGCCCAAGGUGAGGAAGAAACUGCGUCCCGUUCCUCAGGUUGGGCGUCCUAUCUGCACAGUUGGUCUGGACUUCGAUAG
Chrysochloris asiatica (Cape golden mole) is the source of this 5061-nucleotide messenger RNA. It is a transcript of the gene GCC2, whose product is annotated as GRIP and coiled-coil domain containing 2. Gene Ontology annotation, biological process: late endosome to Golgi transport. NCBI's taxonomy places the organism in Eukaryota, Metazoa, Chordata, Mammalia, Afrosoricida, Chrysochloridae. Gene Ontology annotation, cellular component: Golgi apparatus. Bases 106 to 5061 code for a protein of 1651 amino acids. The transcript is spliced from 22 exons. The record is from RefSeq and is a predicted model, not a curated record.